Molecule: messenger RNA, 453 nt
Organism: Helianthus annuus (common sunflower)
Lineage: Eukaryota; Viridiplantae; Streptophyta; Magnoliopsida; Asterales; Asteraceae
Exons: 1
Coding region: 1-453 (150 amino acids)
Source: RefSeq, a predicted model, not a curated record
AUGGGUAUUUGGGACGUGGGAAGUGCUACCAACCUUAAUCUUAUGUGUUGCCCGCUUUGUAGAUAUAAUAAAGAUUCUCGUGAUCAUUUGUUUUUCCAGUGUUCCUUUGCGACGCAAGUUUGGAACAAGGUUAAAUACAUGGCAUACAUGGAUAGUGUUGAUGCUAGUUGGGGCUCAAUUAUGGCAUGGUUUGAACAAAGAGCUAGUUCCAAGAGCGCAGAAACCAUUGUUAGUAAACUAGUGGUGGCGGCAGCUGCUUACUUUGUCUGGCAAGAGAGAAAUAACAGGCUUUUCUCUCAAAACAAUCGGUCUUCUUCCAAAAUUGCGGAUAUUGUACUACAGACGGUGAGACUUAAAUUGAUAACUUUUAGGGCGGGAAGGAGAUCCAAGAACCCGUUGCAGCUGGAGAGAUGGAAGAUGCAAGUGAAGACUAUGGAUAUCGACACGGGCUAG